Brenthis ino (lesser marbled fritillary) is the source of this 825-nucleotide messenger RNA. The record is from the annotation of a GenBank genome assembly. NCBI's taxonomy places the organism in Eukaryota, Metazoa, Arthropoda, Insecta, Lepidoptera, Nymphalidae.
AUGGUGUUAAAAGCUGGAAUCUUGAUUCUAGCGCUCUGCAUUGGGAGUUAUGCGGCUCCCACUGGUGAGGAUGAUGUCUCUAUAUUCUUCAGGCGUGGAACCUCUCGCAUCGUCAGCGGAACUCCGGCGGGGUCAGUGCCCUACAUGGUAGCCCUUACUAGCGGCCUCUUGUUCAGAAGUUUGGUUUGCGGUGCAUCCCUCGUCACUAAUAGACAUGUGCUCACUGCCGCUCAUUGUAUCGAAUCUGUGUACAGCCAUGGCAGCUUAAGCAACAAUUUCAGAGGUGUCGUGGGGACUAACAAUUUUUAUACUGGUGGAACUGUAAUCAAAUUUGUCCGCAACAUUACUCACCCACACUACGUGAGCAGUAUCAUCAAGAAUGACAUAGGUAUCUUAGUAUCUCGGUCUGAUAUCGCUCUGAAUAAUAAUGUUAAAUUGGUCGGUUUGAACUACAACUGGAUGGGCGCAGGCGUCGCCACCACUGUCACUGGAUGGGGAAGAAAUGGUGAAACCGGACAUAUAUCUUACAAUUUGUUGCGACUCAACGCGAAUGUUGUUGACGGGACCCAAUGUGUGAGGGACGUGGCUCGCGUUGCCGCUUUGGUGAACAAGAGAGUCCCCGUUGUCCAACCACACCUGGAGAUCUGCACGCUGCGCUCUGCUGGUCAUGGGACUUGCUUUGGUGACUCUGGCGGGCCACUAGUACGUUCCGGCACCACUCAACAAAUUGGGAUCGUAUCUUGGGGAGUUCCCUGCGCGCACGCAGCCCCGGACAUGUUUGUGCGGAUCAGUGCUUACGAGGACUGGAUACAACAGAAUCUUCGC